CAGAAAGGGAAGCCGGCGUGUUUCCUCCCCUUCUCUGUGUAAAGGAAGUGCGAAAAUAAGCAUCAGCGGUGGAGGGACCAGGCUUGGACACCUCUUCUUCUUCUUCUUCUUCUUCUUUUUUUUAGCUUUCGUCGCAAAGUCCACCCAGCUCCAGUCCGAAGAAGUCGGAGGAGAUCCACGCCGUCACAAUGAAGUCCAUCAGGGUUUUCAUCCUGCUGCUGCUGCUGGGAUCAGCCACACCAGUUCCAUCAUCUGAUUCAGCCACACAACCUUCAGAGAAGACGACUACUGGUCAGUCAAAUGAAACCACUUCAAAGGCUCCAGUUUUUAAUCACUCAACAAUAAAAAGUCCAGCAACAUCCCCAUCUUUAACAACUGCCAGUGCAUCAACUCUGUUGACAGCUACACCUGCUCCCAGUGGCUCAACCCCUAAACUAACGACUGAUCCUACAUCUUCAACGAAUAUGACGACUGCUCAACCACCCAGCCAGAACACAGCAAAUAACAAUCCAAACAUCACCCAAACUUUGACAACUACAAGUCCUGGAUCCAAAACCCCGUCUAUAACAAACAACACAAACGCGACUGCAGCCACAACAGCAAAUGCGAUGACCCAGAAUACAGAACAGAAAUCCAGUGAAAGGCAAGAAAAGGAAGCAUCUGAGCAGAAAGCUGCUGGUUCAGACAAACGACUGUGGUGGCUUCUUCUGCCUGCUGGCCUGGUUGCAGGUGUAGCCGCUCUUAUCUUGAAAUUCAAAAGUAAGAAGAUCCACGAUCACACAGAAACGAUCGACACUGGAACUGAGAAUGCAUCGUUCCAGAGCAGGCCGGAGAGCAGCAAAGAUGGAGUCAUGCUUCUAGGAGUGAAGUCAUCAGGCGGCGAAGAAAAUGCAGCUGCCAGAUAAGGAGAGGAAAGUCUUCGUAAGUCUACAUCUGCACCUCCAACGUACUGCUGAUCUGAAGCCAACGACUGAUUUUGUUUUUUAAUUUGUGGAAAUACUUUUGCAAAGUAGGGAAAUCUCUGAAAAGUGUAAUUCCACACAUAGAAAGAGCAAGUUGUGCUUUACAACAAGGACUGUGAGGUUCUGUGCAUGUUUUGGUGGAUUUUCCCCAUGAGAAACCAGCAAUAAAAUAAAUUUUGGCUACGUUCACAUUACAGCCCCAAGUGACCCAAUCCCGACUUUUGUGGAAUCGUUUUUCUUUGUUUUGUUUUGUUUUUUGGCGUGGUCGUUCACUUCCAAACAUAUGCGACCUGUAUGUGCUCUCCAGUGUGAACUGUAAACGAAAGUGUCCCGCAUGCGCAGAAGAGGGCGCAAUAACGUCACACAUAGAGAGCGUGCUCAGAGAUUUUCCAACCGCUUUUUUUUUUUUUUUUUUUACCGUUUGCGGAAGUAAACAUGGAUGCUAACGGUGGAGCGUAGCGUUGCGAUUCUGAAGUUGUCCGACCGGAACCAGCAUAUAAACAACUUAAUCCUCAUUAUUGUCCGCCAUGGUUGUUGUUGUUUUUCUUCUCCGCUUGCGCGUAUCAGGACGCAGAAUAGUGACGUUUGUCAGUGACGUUCAGGACCGUUAGGAUUCAGGUCACGUUUGAAAAGGUCGGACAGAUCUCUGGGUCGCAUUCGAUAAAAAUCCGAUCUGUGUUGUUCAGACUGCCAUAAGGAGAUCAUGUACAGGUCGCAUAAAGCGCCCCGCCCCUCUACAAUGGAUGAGUAUAAGUUUAAAAGUGGUUUUGUUUUCUUGUGAAAUGUAAUAUACGCUUAAAAUUGAUAUCCUAAAGGAUUUGUCAAAGAUUUUUUGAAAUACCCCUCCACCCAAAACACAUUAAAUUUUAAGCAUGCACUUUUAUUUUUUUAUAUAUUGUUUUAACCCGGAUUUGUUCAUUUUUAAACGACUGUUAAAAUGCACAUGAACGGCGCCUCCUACAGGUUACGGUGUGUCUGGAUAUGACGCCUGUUAAGGAUGAGGACAAACGGACACGUUUUUAUUUGUUUAAAACAAGCAAAAUUAUAACAGAAUGAAAGCUUGUAUUUCAUCCCAAUGUUUUGUAUUUUAAGACAAACACUAAAUAACCCGUGCUUGCUUUGUGUUGUUUUUGUUUACUGGUUUCUGAUAAGAACAUCCACCAUGAUCUCCACAAAAAGCAACGCUUAAAUUAGGAAUUUAUGGUUUAUAAUCUUUACAUUUAAAAUGACUAUUAUUGCUGUAAAGCUAACUUCUGUCUGCUGUGAAGUUCAGUCCACAAACACAUUUUCUCUGCAGUGCACUUACCUCAGAAUCCUCACCUGUUUAAUGAAAUAAAUCACUUUUUUGUUCAGCCUUUUAUGUUUUUGCUCUUGAUUUAUCUCUUCUGGGAUUUUUUGUUAUUAUUAUUUAGGUGGUUUGUUUCUGUUUUAUUUCGGUGUAAUUGUACUUUCCUCAAUUUUGAUAGAGAAAUGUUGCUGAAUUUUUCUUCGAGAAUCAACAUGAAGUAACACAAUUGUAUUUAACUUUAAAACUACUGGAACUGCUUUGUGCUUUAUGUCAUGAACUAUCGGCCACAGUUUCGUCAAUAAAAGUUUGGAUAAUGA
Messenger RNA from Xiphophorus maculatus (southern platyfish), 2567 nucleotides. Its product is annotated as integumentary mucin C.1-like. The coding region runs from base 189 to 905 and encodes 238 amino acids. NCBI's taxonomy places the organism in Eukaryota, Metazoa, Chordata, Actinopteri, Cyprinodontiformes, Poeciliidae. The transcript has 11 exons. The record is from RefSeq and is a predicted model, not a curated record.